AUGAUGCGGCCCCACCCUCAGGAAACCCACAACUGUAUAUUCAGAAAGGGAUGGACAGACCAACUGACAGAGAGAUGGAGGGACCUGCAGCAGCAAGAGGAACGGCCGGCCAGCCAGAUGGAGGGUCUGAUGGACAGAGGGGACCACCUAGACCGGUCACCCCCGUUUCCCCCUCGGGCUCCUUCGCCCCCGCCGCCUCUGUCUCCAGUGCCCCCUUCGCCAGGACCAUCGGAACAAGGAGCCCGCCAGCUGCUGCUGGACGAGUGGGGGACCACCGGAGCGGAACUGAACCUGCCGGCGGGUCUUAGCUGGAAACUUCUCUACGUGCGGAGGCCGCUCUACCGCAACCUGCUGCGCUCCCCCAACCCCGAGGGCAUCAACAUCUAUGAACCACCCCCACCCUGUGGCCCUGCUCGGCCCCUGGAGACCUUGGGUAACUUUAGUGGAUGGCAAAUAAGCACUGAGAAACUGCUCCCCAACUUCAGCUGGACAGUGAAGCAACAGUGUGUGGACCUUCUGGCUGAGGGUCUAUGGGAGGAGCUCCUGGAUGAUGAGCAGCCGGACAUCACUGUCAUGGACUGGUUUGAGGACAGCCGCCUGGAUGUGUGUGUGUAUGAACUCCACGUCUGGCUCCUGGCUGCUGAUAGACGGACCAUCAUCCGACAGUACCAUGCUGCUCCCCGACCCUCUCCACAGCGCCCCGGGGGAUCGUGGUGCCAGGUGUCUCAUGUAUUCAAACGCUAUGGCUCAGGAGUCCGAUACAUUCACUUCAUGCACAAAGCAAAGAACCGUCUGGGAUCUGAUGGCUUUCGGAGAACCCGUAUAACUGACUCCUCAGUAUCCCUGCAGCUACAGAAUUGACCUGCCUUCCCCCAUGCACAUCGCUGUCCCAAUGACCUCUUCUCUCCUUCCCCCACAUCCCUCAUGCAUCACCUGGUGACUUCCCCUCCCUUUGUUUUUUGGGUUUUUUUGGUGAGGCAAUUGGGGUUAAGUG
Dromiciops gliroides (monito del monte) is the source of this 994-nucleotide messenger RNA. It is a transcript of the gene NCCRP1, whose product is annotated as NCCRP1, F-box associated domain containing. Gene Ontology annotation, biological process: glycoprotein catabolic process; SCF-dependent proteasomal ubiquitin-dependent protein catabolic process. Gene Ontology annotation, molecular function: ubiquitin protein ligase activity. NCBI's taxonomy places the organism in Eukaryota, Metazoa, Chordata, Mammalia, Microbiotheria, Microbiotheriidae. The record is from RefSeq and is a predicted model, not a curated record. Gene Ontology annotation, cellular component: cytoplasm; SCF ubiquitin ligase complex.